Messenger RNA from Periophthalmus magnuspinnatus, 2451 nucleotides. RefSeq names its product methyl CpG binding protein 2 (gene mecp2). Lineage: Eukaryota; Metazoa; Chordata; Actinopteri; Gobiiformes; Gobiidae. The coding region runs from base 79 to 2451 and encodes 790 amino acids. Gene Ontology annotation, molecular function: methyl-CpG binding; chromatin binding; double-stranded methylated DNA binding. The transcript has 9 exons. Gene Ontology annotation, cellular component: heterochromatin; nucleus. The record is from RefSeq and is a predicted model, not a curated record. Gene Ontology annotation, biological process: negative regulation of transcription by RNA polymerase II.
AGUUUAAGGGGGCGGGGUGCAGCAGAAAGGAGCUGAGAUGUUUGGCUUUUUUAUACAAAAUUAUUUAUUUAAAUAAAAAUGGCCGCCGUGGAGAGCGGAGAGGACAGAAUGGAGGAGGGUGCAGAAGCAGAGGAGACUCCUGAGCCUACGCCUCCUCCAAAAGAGAAACAACAGUCCCACAGUAAAACCAAGAAGAACCGAAAAGAACGACAGUUGAGUGGACAUGAAACUCCUCCUGCACCUUCCAGCCAAACGACAUCUACUGCAACUUCGGCUACUAUGACUACAGCAACAACAGCAGAGACACAGGGUCAAGAGGAAACUGAGGAGGGCCCCUCAGCUUUAGAGGCAGGUCCUAGCUCAGCAGCCUCUCCCAGACAGAGGCGCUCCGUCAUCAGGGAUCGAGGGCCUCUGUAUGACGACCCCACGCUUCCCGAAGGAUGGACACGCAAACUCAAACAGAGGAAGUCUGGUCGCUCUGCAGGGAAGUUUGAUGUCUACCUGAUCAACGCAGAGGGAAAGGCGUUCCGAUCAAAAGUGGAACUUAUGGCUUACUUCCAAAAAGUGGGAGAUACAACUACAGACCCCAAUGACUUCGACUUCACGGUCACAGGACGAGGAAGCCCAUCACGGAGAGAGAAACGGACUCCAAAGAAACCUAAAGCAGUAAAACCAACUGGGAGAGGCAGAGGCAGGCCUAAAGGGAGUGGGAAAAUGCGUCAGGCCACAGAGGGUGUGGCCAUGAAGCGUGUGGUGGAGAAAACUCCGGGCAAACUCUUGGUGAAGAUGCCGUUCGGAAAAGACCUUGCCACACCAAGCACUUCUGCUGCAGCAAAGGUGACACAUUCCACUGUAGCACCUGCUAAAAAACGUCCUGGUAGGAAGCGAAAAGCGGAACAGGAUCUCCCUACUCCUCAGACAGCUCCUAAAAAACGAGGGAGAAAACCAGCCUCUGCAUUAGCCACAGUAGCUUCAACCUCUGUCUCCUCUGGACCUGCCCCCAGCACUUCCUCCUCAGCUGGAAGUUACACCACAGCCGCCAUCUUAGCUGCUGAGGCCAAACGCAAAGCAGCUAAAGAGUCUUCCACGAAACCUGCCGUCCAAGAAACCGCGCUGCCAAUCAAAAAACGCAAAACCAGAGAAACUGUUGAGGAAAAGGAGAGUGUGUCUAUUCUGGACAUCAGUAAAGAGUGCGAGAAAAAGCCUGCUAUUCCAGCAGCCGGUAGUACUGAAGAGGAAGCAACAUCAUCAGUCCAGUCUUCUGAGCAGAGCCAAUCGCAAAAACAGUCAUCGAGUUCAGAGGCAAGCCACUCCCAUAAACAUAAACCCCAUAAAUGCAGAAAGCGAAAGGAUAAAAGUGAAACAGAGGAUGAAGGGAGAAAGAGAAAACAUGAACAAGAAAGUAGCAGUAGCAUUAGCAGUAGCAUUAAAAAAACAAAACGGCACAAACACAAAGAUAGAACCCCACACAAGCAUCACCACCACCAUCAUCAUCAUCACCAUCACCACCAUCACAGACAUAAACAAGAGUCUGCAACGUCAGAGCAAGCUACAGCUGCUGCUACUAAAGAAAUCUUGCCCAGUCUGUCAGUCAAAUCUGAAACUUCCAAUGCUGAAGCAAAAGCAAUGCCUCAAACAAAACCAGAACCACAACACCAUCAAGUGGUGUCAUCGACACAGUCACAGCCAAGAUCGAAACAAGAUCAAGAAUCCUCUACUUCUAGCCAGGAAAAACAGCAUUCCAAAACUCAAUCUCGAGCACAGUCUAAAUAUCCAAAAUCGCGAUCUCCUUCUCCACAACAUCAAAGUCUAAGCCAGUCAAAAGUAGAGUCUUCCCAUUUGAGUUUGCAAGCAAGAAAAAAAUCACCAACUCAUUUGACAAUGCAAUCGGAAAAUCCCCUUAAAUUGCAAGAACAGUCAAAAGACCAUUUGUCAUCUCCUCCUUUAAACAAAUCCAAAGUCAAGCAAGAUUGCAACCUCAAAGUUCUACUCAAGUCCAGUAUCCAACAUCUGUUAAAAAUUUCUCAACGCAAUCUCAAGUUCCUGCCCAAACGCAUGCUCAGUCAGUGCAUCCAGGUUCUUCUUAGAGCAACACAAGCUCAAACGCAAAUCACUAGGUCUCCCAUACAACAGUUAGCGCCACACAGACCGUCACGAAACAUUGAGAGAUCAAAUUUGGUUCAAGUGCAGACAAAUCCAAGCGAUCAACCACAAGAUUUGAGCACCACGCGGCCACGAAAUCGAGACGAAAGUAUGAAGUUGGAGGGCAAAGAGAGUUUAGGGGGUGAGAGAGGAGCAAAUAAUACUUCUAGCAACAGGAUACGAGCUGAACCGGAAGCAGCAGGGGAGGGCAGGGAGCUCAAAGACAUUGUGGCCCAGUCGGGAGUGCCUUGCCCCAGCCGAGACGAGACUGUGGAGACCCGGACUGCGGUUAGCGAAAGGGUCAGCUGA